CUUCCAAAGUAUAUCUCUUUUCGCUUUAUAACUGUGAUUUUCGUUCGCUCGAAAAAUAAGAAAUGUUAUUUUAACAGUAAAAUAUACGUAUCUCUCAUUUGUUGCUUAUCCGCAAGUAUUAUUUGACAUAUAAAAAUGAUAUUUUCGCGCAAUUUCUUCGAUGAUAACUUCGUGGUGGUCUAAGCUUACGGUUUAUAAAGUCGUAUGUAUGUAAUGGCAUUAUGUAUUACGGUUACGUCUCUUACAUCGUACCUCCUCACAUGUAUGUACGAAGAUAUUUAGGCUUAGAUUAGGUUAGAAACUCAACGACGUAUUAUAACGUAUAAUUUAUCUCACGUGACCUAUGUGACGUAAGAGUAGGGAAUAACGGACGUCAUGUAUUUAUUUAAAACGGCAACGAUGGCCGAUCGUGCAUCUCGUGACAGAGAAGAAGAUUGUUAACCUCUAGUUUGGGUUAUAUUUAAUGAUUUAAUUAUCCGAGCAAGCAAACGAUCUCGCUUAAUAGUAGAGAUGAUUUCGAAUAUUAGACUUUGGUCUUACGAUUAAAGCUAUUAACAAUAAAGAUAAUUUAUUGAAUUUUUAACGACCCGUUAUCGUUUUUCAAUAUCUAUAUAACUUCUAUUUGUACGACACGCUAAUAAACGUGAAAAAUCAAGUAAGCCUAGUAAUUCGAAAAGGCACAACAUUUUAACAAUUAACAAUUGUGAUAUACAAUAUAAUCGAUUAAACCUAGUUUCAUAUGAAAAAAUAUUACGUGUGUGUGUGUGAAGGAUAAUAUAAAGUACAAUAUAUAUAACUUUAAUUUUUCUAUGUACUCUAUUCCGCAUGGCAUUGACGUAUCCUGAGCAAAUUGAGCAAGUAAAUUGAAAAAUUCGAUUAUUCUUAUGUAACUAUGUUGAUAAAAUUUUUCUGAUAAUCAAAAUAUUAUAAUAAGGUUUUUUUUCUUUUCGUUAUAUAAAUGUUAAGUAUAGCUAAGAUUUAAGUAUUUUUGUAAUUGUAAAAAAGCACUACACCGUGAAAUGAAAAAAUACAACAAAGAAUAUUAAAAUACCUAACUCUACUUGAUUUAUGGUCUCCUAGAUAUCUCCUAGAUUUUUAAGAAAUCACUAAUAUUACACAAGCAUCUAAAAGAGAGGGCGCUUGAUGUGCGACAGGAAAUCUCCCUAGAUAGAGACUAUAGAUACAAAAACACGCGCGAUCCUUCUCUGUUUGGUUUGUCAUCGAGCGCACAUGAUCCACAUGUGAAUUCUAGAGAGAAAGAGUGCAAUAAAGUUUAUUGUCAUUGUUGCACCUUGUGUCAAAUUCCCUGAAAACUAGACUACAGUAUAUAAUAACAGCUAUAGGAAAUGAACGAAGUAACUUUACCACCUUCUCCUAAUUGGUACUUGAACAGUAUUUUUACAUGUUCCAAAGAUGGAACUAUCGCAUGGGGCGCUAGAAAUGCUAUUAUAAUCGCAAAGCGUCAACAAGAAAACAAAAUAUUGAAUUACUCUAUCAUUAAAGAUGCUCAUAUAGAUAGAGUUACUUCGUUAGCUUUUUCGCCCCAGUAUGGACAAGAAGAUAAAAAUCUAUUAGUUUCUGGUGGUGAUGAAUUUACAGUAAGAAUAUGGAACUUGGACAAUCUCUCUACAAUUAUGGCUUACUCGUAUCAAGAUACAAAACAAAAUGUUAUAGGAGUUGACUGGUGCUUUAAAGAUCCUAAUAUAAUAUAUUGUAUUAGUACGGAUGGUUUACUGAUAUCUUGGAAUGUAUCUUUCAAUACUUGUUAUCCAAUUUCGCUAGGAAAAUUGACAGCAACUUGUCUAUCUGUGUGUCCACAUGACUGUAAUCUCGUAGCCAUAGGUUCUAAAGCUGGGUUGGUUUAUAUUGUCGAUACGCAUGGAACAGGUUCUAUACGAUAUAAAUUAAGAGGCCACGAUACAGAAAUAUCUAGUCUAUCUUGGUGCCCCGUAGAACAUAAUAUUCUAAAUAAUGAAAAUAGUAGAGAUUUGCUCUUGGCUUCUGGUGCAAAAGAUAAAUCUAUAUUUUUAUGGAGAGCUGGUGGAGAUGGUAGAUACCAAUUGGAGAUUACUCUUCCAAAUGCACCACUUGACUCUCGUCAACAUCGAAUACCAUAUGUUUAUGAAACUAUUAAUGAUAGUUGGAGAAUAAAAAACAGAAUUACAGUGUGGACAUUAGCUCAAGAUCGUCAGAUUAUUUGCUGUAAUAUAAAAAAAGACGAUCAUGAAAUAGAGUAUAAUAUUCCUACUCAAGGUGGAUUUAUCUAUUGCGUAGCUCCUUGUCCUGUGGAUACUUCACGAAUAGCGUUUGGCGUAGGUGAUACAAUGUUACGUAUCUGGAAUUUAUCUGAGGCACAUGAAACUUCUUUUGACAUUACUGUGUUAUGGCAAAAAAUAAAAGGCAAUAUAAGAUCUAUUGCAUGGCAUCCAGUAAAAGAAAACUUGAUAGCUUAUGGAACUGCGGAAGGCCGUAUUGGCAUGUUUGAUAUAAAUGGUAAUAAACCGCCAACUCUAUACAGGCAGUAUCACAGAAAGACUGUAUAUACAUUACAAUGGGGACCAUAUCCAGGAAUUAAAGAUCAUGCCUUGUAUUCUUGCGGGGAAGGCGAUCUUGUAUGUUAUGAUGCUGAUAAACCAAACAAAGAUCCAACGCUUAUACUUGGAAAAAAAUGCACAGAAGUAUCAUGGAAACCAGAUUUCUCAUGUUUAGCAGUAGGACUUCAAAAUGGGACGAUCCUAUUUUAUAAUCGCGAUCUCAAAGAAUUUGGUCAUUCAGUUAGUGUUAUGAAUAUAGGAGUACAUUGUUUAAUAUGGCAUCCUGAUAGUACCGCAACGGAUUUAACAUACUCUCCACUUAGAAAUUAUAUAGCUGUUGCCUAUAAUGCAACUACAAUAACUGUACUUGAUCUUUCAGACCUUUUUGAAAAAAUAAAUGAUGCAAAUAUAUUUACGGGAUCAAAUGAUAAAGUAAAUGACACUGAAAGAAUAUCUUCAAGAACUGUUAACAAAAUCGUUGCAACGUUGAAUGGCCAUAGUAACAAAAUUGUUGGUUUAGCAUGGAGUCCACAUUUAAGUGGAUACUUAGUUUCGAGUAGUUAUGAUUGUACAGCACAGGUAUGGAAUGUCGAAAGACAAGAAGUGAUAGCAACGUUUACGGAUCAUUGUGGACCUAUAUAUUGUUGUAUGUGGAGUCCCUUAGAUCCAGAUCUGGUAAUAACAGGAUCAGCAGAUUUUACAUUACGUUUGUGGAGAAUAUCAUCUCAGUCAGUCUUACUGCCUGAAAAAAAGUCUAGUUCAAAAAAAUCUAAAUCGAAGAAGAAUAAACAAAAAAUAAACGAAGAUAAUAAUACAACGAUAAAUGACGUUAAUGUCGAUAAUAAAAAUACUUCAGAAACAGUUAUAGAAGCAAUAAAUAAAACUUCGGAAUCUGCAACGAUUAAAACAGAGAUAUCAAUGGCUAUUGCAAAGGAGAUACAAAAGAAAACUCCAGAAAAAAGUUCAUAUUUUCCAACGUAUUCAAAAAUAAUGAACAAUAAAUUUGCUAUCCUUAAAUCUAUUAAAUAUCUUAUUAAAGAGGAAGAAAGUUUUUUAAAUUCAGAACAACAACUAGAUGCUGGAUUACCUUCUUUGUUUACUGAAGAUACAAAUCUUUCUGAUAUUAUUAACAAUGAAAAAUCCGUACUUACCGCUCAGGGGAAUCAUACUGCGGUGACAGAGAUUAAUAUGUGGCAUGAUAAUCUUAAAGAAAAUUUAGAAAUUGCUGUUAAAGAAAAACGUCUUAAUGAUACUUUAAUUUCACUUUCGCCAAGUCUUUCAAUGAAGACAUGGCGUGAAAUGUGUGAAGCAUAUGCAAAUCAAUUGAUACUUGAAUCAAAUCCAACCAAGGCAGUGUCAUACUUA
Vespula pensylvanica (western yellowjacket) is the source of this 3899-nucleotide messenger RNA. RefSeq names its product gem-associated protein 5-like (gene rig). The annotation marks the transcript as partial. NCBI's taxonomy places the organism in Eukaryota, Metazoa, Arthropoda, Insecta, Hymenoptera, Vespidae. The record is from RefSeq and is a predicted model, not a curated record. Gene Ontology annotation, molecular function: protein binding. The transcript is spliced from 12 exons.